Molecule: messenger RNA, 740 nt
Organism: Pogoniulus pusillus (Red-fronted tinkerbird)
Lineage: Eukaryota; Metazoa; Chordata; Aves; Piciformes; Lybiidae
Product: C-C motif chemokine 4-like
Exons: 3
Coding region: 46-318 (90 amino acids)
Biological process (GO): immune response
Cellular component (GO): extracellular region
Molecular function (GO): chemokine activity
Source: RefSeq, a predicted model, not a curated record
CUCUGAUUGCCCUCAUCCAAGGGGAAGAUCACAGGAUCACAGAACAUGAAGGUCUCUGCAGCCCUUUUCAUUCUUCUCCUCAUUGCAGCCUUUUGCUCCCAGACUUUCUCUGGCCCAGCUGGAUCUGAUGCCCCAAUUUGCUGCUUCUCUUACACACGCCACAAGCUCCCACGGAAGCUCAUUGGACGUUACUACAGCACCAGCACCAGCUGCACGCUGCCAGCCAUCGUGUUCAUCACAAAAAAAGGCCGCCAGGUCUGUGCCAAUCCCAAUGAUGUCUGGGUUCAAAGCUACCUGGAGAACUUGAAGCAGAAGUGAGCAAAGGAAGAUGACAAGUGUAGCUGCUGUCGUGUCAUCCUGAGCCCCUGCAUGGAGCAGGACACUGGGGCAAGAGGAGCUGUGUGAGCCCAACCCAUCUGCAAGCAGCUCCACGAGUCCGCUGGAAGGACACCAGAAGGCAUCUCGUGUCAAGAUGCUGCUGCUUGCCCUUGCCUUACACAGACCACUCUGCAACCUCAUCCCCCUGCCCUGACACCCCCACUUGUGGCCUGGGGGGGUCCAUGGCUCAGCACCUCUGCUGUUCUUAUGGUAUUUUAAAUUAUUGGAAGUAUUGUAUAAAACAGGCAGUGCUGCCUUCUGCAGAUGCUAUUUAUGGGAGGGUGGCUCAGCGUUGGAUGCUGGGUGGCCCUGCCUUACACGUGUGAAACCAUCAUUCUGGAGAAUAAAGAAUGUGGAGAAAG